This is a messenger RNA of Neolamprologus brichardi, 945 nucleotides long. It is a transcript of the gene hwa, whose product is annotated as huluwa. NCBI's taxonomy places the organism in Eukaryota, Metazoa, Chordata, Actinopteri, Cichliformes, Cichlidae. The record is from RefSeq and is a predicted model, not a curated record.
AUGUCGCAAGUAAGUGAAACCACAGCAUCCAGUCUGACUGAAGGGAACCCUGUGACGAGUUUGACCUUAGUCGUUCUCCUGCUCGUUCCCUGCGUGGUCGUUCUGCUUCUGCUGAACUGCCUCUUGCUGGGUUACAAGUUACUGAUCCUGUCAAAGAAGAAAAUCAGUCUGCGGCCAGAACGCACGGAGGAGAUGCUUUUGCGGUCUCCUCAGAGAGUCAGACUGUCCAAUGUGGCGUUUCCUUUGCGCCAAGACGGGCGGAGAGCGUAUUUAUCGCUAUCAGAGCCCGUGCCCCCUCAUCCCGUUACUUCUUCCAGAGCUUCUUCCAGGGAAAGGAUCGGUCUGGAUCACAGGAUCCGGCUUCUGAGGCCAGAUGGCGCUACAGGUUCAGGGUCUCAGAGAGCGCCGAGCACCAUCCGGGCAACCUCUCCAGAAGCUUGUUUUACCCCCAGACUAAACCUGGCCUCCAGCUCACGGACCUACAGCCUCAGCAAAACAGGCUGGCGCAGGAGUGCACAAGUUUUACCGCACGAUUCAGGGACUGAAACCAGAGUGAACCUUGUUCCUCCAAACACUCCUAUGGAGACCGAAUUUGUGGGUCUGAUUCGGAGGAGCAGUACUUAUGAGAUGCUGCCAGGUGUGGAUCCAGGUGUUGCAGGGUGCAGGGUUGACAAGAUAGACAUGGAGUGCGAGUACACCAACCUGCAUUCAGAGGCGUCCUGUCUGAACGCGUCUGCAGCGGGUCCUGGACUGGAUAGUGAUUUUGGAGCAAGUGCAGGGGUCUCCCUGCGGAUUCUGUCUGCAGACAGUGACGGCCUGUCCAACGGAGUGCUGGCUUCAGCUCUGGAGUGGGAUUAUUAUGACCCCUGCUAUGUCAAACAGAAUAAUAUACCCAAACAUAAACAUCACAGACCUGCAAUCCACAUGAAACAGUACUGGGUGUAA